AGAAAUCCGCAAGGCUGUUGUGCAAGCACUUACUUGAAAACUGUCCACCUGCUGCCUAGAAACACUACUCAUUAGCCUGCGAAUCCAGAUUUGAGAGGUCACGAUGGAGCAGCUGUCAGAUGAGGAGCUGGAUCAUGCUGCGGAGGAAGACAGUGACAAAGAAGACCAGGACUUGGACAAGAUGUUUGGAGCGUGGCUCGGCGAGCUGGACAAACUAACACAGAGUUUGGAUGAUGGAAAGCCAGAAAAAGUGAGGAAGUCCCCUCUUCGGCAAGAGGCCAACCUUGCCAACUUCUCUUACCGCUUCUCCAUGUACAACAUUAACGAGGCCCUAAAUCAAGGAGAUGCUGUGGACCUGGAUGCCCUCAUGGCAGACCUGUGCUCGAUCGAGCAGGAACUGAGCACUAUCGGGUCCAAACCCAAUAGCACGGCCAAGGCGGCUGGCACCGCGGAAGGGAAGGUACGGCAGAAGCCGCCUGCCGGACGGCAGGGAAGCGCCAGGAGCGCCAGCAGCAGCGCCAGGGUCUCGCCCUCCUCCACGGUGCGCGGGCCCAAGCCGCUGACCACCAACUUCUCCCUGGACGACAUCACGGCGCAGCUGGAGCAGGCCUCGCUCAGCAUGGACGAGGCGGCCCGCCAGAGCCCGCCCCCCCCUUCCUCCUCCUCCUCUUUCUCCUCCUCCUCCUUCUGCCUGCCGCCUCCGGCCGCGCACCAGCACCACCCCCACCACCACCACCACCACCACCGCCGCACCGGCUCGGCGGGCACCGUGAGCGACCACGACGCGCGCUCCAUCAGCAACUCCUCGCGCUCCAGCGUCGCCUCGGCCGCGUCCAGCAUGGACUCCCUGGACAUCGACAAGGUGCUGCGGCCGCCCGAGCUGGAAGGGCUGCAGCAGGGGCAGCCAUCUUCCGAGGAGGAGCAGGCUGCCAAACUGAAGGCAGAGAAGAUCCGUGUGGCUUUGGAGAAGAUCAAAGAAGCGCAAGUCAAGAAGCUGGUGAUCAGGGUGCACAUGUCAGACGAGAGCUCGAAAACCAUGAUGGUGGAUGAAAGGCAGACGGUCCGACAGGUUCUGGACAGCCUGCUGGACAAGUCCCACUGUGGAUAUAGCCCUGACUGGGCCCUAGUCGAAACCAUCCCAGAGCUACAGAUGGAGAGAAUUUUUGAAGAUCAUGAGAAUCUGGUGGAGAAUCUGCAGAACUGGACGAGAGACAGCCAGAACAAGCUCAUGUUCAUCGAGAGGAUCGAAAAAUACGCCUUGUUUAAGAACCCACAGAACUACCUACUGGGCAAGAAGGAGACCUCUGAAAUGGCAGACAGGAACAAGGAAGCGCUACUGGAGGAGUGUUUCUGCGGGUCUUCGGUAACCGUGCCGGAGAUUGAGGGAGUCUUGUGGCUGAAAGAAGAUGGGAAAAAAUCCUGGAAGAAACGCUACUUCUUGCUCCGAGCCUCUGGGAUCUACUUUGUGCCCAAGGGGAAAGCCAAGGUCUCAAGGGACUUGGUCUGUUUCCUUCAGCUGGACCAUGUCAACGUCUAUUAUGGACAGGACUAUCGCAACAAGUACAAAGCACCCUCUGACUACUGCCUGGCCCUCAAGCAUCCGCAGAUUCAGAAGAAGUCUCAGUACAUCAAGUACCUUUGCUGUGAUGACGUCAGGACUCUCCAUCAGUGGGUCAAUGGGAUCCGUAUCGCCAAGUAUGGAAGGCAGCUGUAUGUGAAUUACCAGGAGGCCAUGAAGAGGACUGAGGCUGCUUAUGACUGGUCCUCCCUCUCCAGCUCCAGUAUGAAAUCCGGCUCCAGUUCCUCCAGCUUGCCAGAGUCCCAUUCCAACCACUCAAACCAGUCCGACAGCGGCGUCUCCGACACCCAGUCCUCGGGACACGUGCGUUCCCAGAGCAUCGUCAGCUCCAUCUUUUCCGAAGCCUGGAAACGCGGGACGCAGAUGGAGGAAACCAGCAAGGUGAGGCUGGACUCCAUCAGCCGACCAUAUCUUCCUCAGUUGCCCCAAGUGCCCCCCCAGAUGCGGAUAAGUAUUUCCCACGUGUCCCCACAGCCCUCCCCUCCCCCCCCUCCUCCUCCUCCCCCUCCGCCUCCUCCCCCUCCUCCGCCCCCCAACCCGGCCCAGCAGGCGAACCCUCUGAUGUUUGCAAAGUACAGCACCAUCACCCGGCUGCAGAACGCCGCCGCCUCGCAGGGGGGCAACCACUUCAAGCCGCCCUCGCUGGGCCCCCCAGUUCCUCCCGCCGCCACCUUGCAGCCCACAAAGUCCCACGUCACCAUCCCCGCGGGAGCCAACAUGCCCCCGCCUCCUCCGCCGCCCCCGCCGCCUCCCCCUCCGGUGCCCGGCUCGGCCAUGGCCGUGUUGAAGCCAGGGCCGCCCAGCCCAGCCCUACCGCAGUUCACGCCCCCUCCUCCACCUCAGAAACAGCAGUCCCACCUGCAGAGCAAUGGUGUCCCUCCGGCCCAGCUCAAGUAUCAGCCCUUAAGUGGGGGAUUCCCCCCGCAAACCGCCCCCAAACCUCCCGGCCCAGGGGUGACCCUGCCGACUUCCCCGGUGUCCCCCGUCGCCCCUCAGCUGCCCGCCCCGGCCCCUCCCCCUGCCCCUCCGAUAAAGAAGCAACAGAGCUUCUCCGCCGCUCAUCCCCAAAGCCAGCCUCCACCCACCCUUCCAAAGCAGCACAGCUUCUCUUCUAAGGCGCCUCCCAUGUCCACCCCUAUCUCUCCAACCCCUUCCUUAGUUAAGCAGAUUGCAAACCAGUUCCCAGGUUCCCCACCCUCAGGCGUGCUGCAGCCCGAGCCUAAAGCACCGCCCCCUCCAUCUCCACCCGCGGUCAAGGCCAAGCCCAAGUGGCAACCCAGUGGGCCGACUCAGCCCACCCAAUCUCCUGACUUUCCUCCUCCGCCACCGGAAAGCAGUCUGGCCUUCCCACCCCCACCUCCGCCCCCUCCCAUGCCAACUCCGGCUCCCCCUCCCCUCCCCCCUCAGGCAAAAUCCGGGUCUCCGGUCAAGAAAUCUUCCAAGACGUCUAGCCCUAGUGGCAAGAAGCCUCCACCGACGCCCCAGCGCAACUCCAGCAUCAAGUCCAACUCUUCAGCCGAGUACCACGAGUCCAAGAAAGUCGAGAACCUGGUUAGCAAAUUCGGUCAGCCUUCCGAAUCGCCCUCGCCUUCCUCUUCGGGAUCUCCUUCCAAGGACUUGUCCGCUGGACCCCCGGCUCCCCCUAAGCCGGGAAAGCUGAAUCUCUCCAACCUGCCCAUGUUUCCGCAGGGCAAGGGUGGACCUGCCAAGGAGCCCACAUCCGACUUCCCCUCCCCUCCUUCCGAUUACGACUACUUCCCCCCUCCGCCUCCGGAUUCUGAGCUCCUCCCGCCUCCCCCCGCUGACCCUCCAAGCGGGACCCCCAAGGUGGCUGUGGUCAACCCUCAGCCCCAGGCCUGGAACAAGGCCUCGCUGAAGAAGACGCCCCCGCCCACGUUACCCAAGCGCAACGACAGCACCCGCCUGACCCAAGGGGAUGUCCCCGAGCCGCCCACCACCCCUCCCCCCCAUCAGCAGGCUCCUCCUCCCGGCUCGCAGGCUCCCACCUCGCCCAAAGGAAACCUGAGCGUCCAGCCCAAUUUUCUGGCCGACCUUAACCGGACCCUGCAGAGGAAGUCGAUCACAAGGCACAGCUCCCUCUCGUCCGCGCGAAUGUCCAAGUUGGAGCCCGCUGCCACGAUGGACGAUAUGGCUCUCCCUCCCCCUCCUCCAGAGCUGCUCCUCGACCAGCAGAAGCAGGGCUCUUACAUGUCGGGCAACAUCUCAGGCUAUGCAACGUUACGGCGGGGACCACCCCCCGCGCCCCCGAAACGGGACCAAAGCACCAAACUCACCGGAGACUGGUAGACUGGCAAGACCAACGGGACUUCUGAAUCAAUUACCCCCAGGAUGGCGCAGAUAAUAUCCCUGUGUUUCACAGAUACUCCAUAGACCAAACCACCUGUCAGCUUUUCCAUGAUGUCUUUGUGCCGCUUGUAUUGUAAAGCAAUUCUAAAACACGACAACAAAUAUGACUUUUGUUGCAAUAUAUUGGUACUGCAUGGACUUCUUUACGGACUUGAUGUAAUGUGAGAAGCUUGGGAAAGGGUGCAAGACGUGGGGCAAUAGUUUUAACUUUUCUAUUUUAUUUAAUAUGAAAACAAUAAUUUUUUUUUGUUAGAGUUUAGUUUUACAAAUGCAGGGAGAAAGGUGUAGCCCGUAUUGAUCACAAAAGUGUAUGUAAAAAUAACGCAUUCUUCUGGAAGAUGUACCUACGUAUUCGCAGGGAGACUUGAGUGCUGCAAGACUGGCUUUAUGAUUGAAAUGGAGUGCAUUUUUUUUUAAUUCUCUGCAUCCUGCGCAGGUGACUAAUUGGAGAGCCGUACGCUUGCUGUGAAAGGCUGAUCUUGUAGAUGUGCUGAUGAGCUUUUUUCACUCUCCGUUUCAGUUGUUUGUUUUCCAGAAAGUGCUCAGACGUGGAACUCAUCGAAUGCAAAAUCUGAAAGAGCCCUUUUUUGUUUUGCAUAUUGCACCAAAAUGGUUGAGAACCUUUAACAAUGUGAUCACUGUACAACUGGAAUGAGCAUGGCUCCAAUCGGAUUGUUUUUGUAAAAACUGCCAUUUGGAGCCUGCAUAAACCAUCACCGACUCCCACCUCUGCAGGCUAGGUCCAUGAUUGGAUAGAACAGCUACUUCCCAGCUAUGUCCCUGUUUCCAAAUGUGACUAUUCCUGUAUGUAUAUAGCUAUUCUUGUCUUUAAUUGCUCACUUUGGCCUUGCUGUUCCUUAGUAACUUGUAGCCUUUUGUGCUAGGGAAUGAGAAUUGGGAUUUCUUGUCUUAAAGCACCUAUACUGCCAAUAUUUUUGGGUGCAGUGCACCAAUUAGCUUACUGUAUGUCUAAGCCUCUAAUGCUGGCCAGACUCCGAGUGUACUUGCAACACAUUUUGCCUUGUCAAUGGGAAGGAAGUUACAAUAUCCUCUCAAAAACUUUUUCUUUAGGAGGUUUUUUUCAAAGAGAUCUCAUGGCAAUUAACAAUCAGGGACCAAAUCUCCCCUUGGGACAGCGAUUCAACAUUUGCUGAACAUCUUGAUGUUUUUUUUUUACCCAGUUAGAUUAUCCUGGAGAGUAACCUGCCUGUCAGGAUCCUGUCUCAGCAAGGAUUUGGCGUAAGAGUGAGUGAGGUGAUGUUUUGAGAGUCGGCAAUGGGAGCAGAAAUGGAAUAAAUUUUAAAUUCUGAGUAUUUCCAUAUAUUCUGGCUGAGACAAUGGAUUUUGGUGGGUUUUGCAAUUUCAGUAGUAUGAAGUCGCUUAAAGCAGGUGUCAAGAUGUUAAUUAAAACGUUACCUCCUAAAAUGAUCACAUUUCAUAAACUUGACUUUGCUCCUUGGUGGUUUAAUACAUUAUGAUUGAGUUUCUUCAACUGCUACAAAGAGCUCAAAGUUCUACAGAUAAUCAGAUAUGUUUUAGAGGUAUAUAUGGUCAGUAGAAGGCAGCUGCGCAUGAACUAUGACUUUGUAAAGUGGUAAUUUAUACAAGUGAGAAUUAUUUACAGUAAUGCUAUAGUUGUUUCUAUGUUUCUAAGUGGUGCACAUCAUUUUUCUUCUAGAGAAGUGGAUAAUAUUAACUCUAAAAUGGGGAAAAAACAUUCUUGAGCAUUACCUGCUAGUUAUCAGACCAGUUGUUGUUGUUUUUUUGAGAGGACGGAUAACUUUUUUUUAAAAUUAUUGUUCAGCUCCGCAUUGGUACAAUUAUCUUGGCUGUGCUGUAAUAACCAAGUAUUGAAACUGUAUAUCUGAGCUAGCUGGCCAAAUGAGCUUUUUAAAGUCAGGAAUGUCUCUGACAAAUUAAUGGGUAAACAAAUAAACCAUGUCUCUUGCAUUUAAGCUCAAGAUUGCAAUAUAAAUGUUGAAAACGUACAUUAUGACUUCUAGAUGCUUUUUUGUGGAAUGCCUGAUUUUUAUCGGGGUUUUUUAUGAUGAAUACCAGGUGUUAGCUUUUUUUUUUUCCUUGAAGAAUAAUCAUUCUGCACUCUCUGUUUCUCUUGGAAAGCAUUUAUCCUCUCUGCGUUUUCGUACAUGUUAAUUGAGUGUUCGCAGCACAUCCGAGAGACAGAGUGACCUGCAUUCUGGGCUGCCUGCCCCACCAGAGUAUGGCUUCUAGUACUAAUGUCGGCUUUCAGAAGAAAACCAGGGUUGCUCUGUACAAAAAGGCAGUCACUGUCAAAAUAGAUCAGGUUGUGGACAUCUGCUGUAUAGCCUCUGCAAUCAUUGAUGUACUGCUAAAUCUUAAUUAUGAAAGCACAUAUUGCAUUAAACGAUGAAAACCAAA
Messenger RNA from Lepisosteus oculatus (spotted gar), 6346 nucleotides. NCBI's taxonomy places the organism in Eukaryota, Metazoa, Chordata, Actinopteri, Semionotiformes, Lepisosteidae. The record is from RefSeq and is a predicted model, not a curated record.